Molecule: messenger RNA, 831 nt
Organism: Salvia miltiorrhiza (redroot sage)
Lineage: Eukaryota; Viridiplantae; Streptophyta; Magnoliopsida; Lamiales; Lamiaceae
Product: small polypeptide DEVIL 13-like
Exons: 1
Coding region: 268-567 (99 amino acids)
Biological process (GO): negative regulation of cell population proliferation
Source: RefSeq, a predicted model, not a curated record
AACGAGAUCCAGCAUAGAAUUUGGCUGCAAAUUAUAAAGUAAGGUGCAAAGCCUGACCAUUUUACUCAAGCAUCCACAUGUGAUGCUGCUACACAACAGUCGUCAAUAACACCCACCACACCACCAUUGUCUCCACACUAGUAUAUAUUGUCCCACCACCACCUCAUCUCACAACUCUAUCUCUCUCUCUCUCUACAUAUCCAUCCCUCUCUCAUUAGCAUCAGCAUCAGCAUCAUCAACAUCAGCAUUGGCAAGGAGGGUGGAUCGAUGGAGUAUUACAUGGAUGAGAAAUGGAAGUUAUCCAAAGAAGAUAGGCCGCAUUCCUCCUCCAAAGCGUCUAUGUCGAGGAGCGUCUCCACUAAGUCAUCGCUUCAGAAGAGCUUCUCCACCAAGAACCCCUUCGGCCACUCCUCCUCUAAAUCCUCCCUCCCGAGAAGCUCCUCCCAGAGGUGCUCCGGUUUCACGCGCAAGUGCACCAACUUGGCCAAGGAGCAGAAGGCCAAAUUCUACAUUGUCAAGCGCUGCAUCACCAUGCUCGUCAGCUGGAAAAAGAAUGGAGAUUCUUGACCACACUCAUUGCUGGAUUCUGAAUUUCAAACUUGCUUUGAUCCACGCCCAUCUCUCUAUUCGCGAGAUGGAUCUUGGGCUCAUUUCUGACCCGAAGAAGUUUUCCUGCCAUCCGAGAAGAGAUAGAGAGAGAAGCGCAACAAAAAUUUCUCAGAUCCUCAAUGUAACUAGCUAGAGAGAGUGCCAUGUUGUGAGAUGUAAGAUAUUUUAAAUUCAUUGCAGACACAAAUCUCAAACAACUUAUCAUCUUUUUUCUUCUUUCUA